This is a messenger RNA of Xiphias gladius (swordfish), 1083 nucleotides long. RefSeq names its product transmembrane protein 26. NCBI's taxonomy places the organism in Eukaryota, Metazoa, Chordata, Actinopteri, Istiophoriformes, Xiphiidae. Bases 1 to 1083 code for a protein of 360 amino acids. The transcript has 3 exons. The record is from RefSeq and is a predicted model, not a curated record.
AUGUGUCGUCUCUUGAACAUCCUGUUGGCUUCGCUGAGUCGCUUCCUGUUUGCAGUCCACGGAGUGGUGACAGUUUGGCGUGUGGUGGCCAUUAAAGGGGAGCCACUCUAUUGGCUGCUGCUGACGGGCGUGGCUCUGCUGGGCGUGGAAAUGGCUGUCACUCUGAAGUGCACUCGUAACGCAGAGUGGAAAUGGUUCUCCCCCAUGGUUUUCCUCUACCUCUGUACUGUCAUUCCAUCCAUUUGGUUUCUGGAGCUGAGCCUGCUACAGUCCAAGCUGCCCGUCAACAAUUCCUCAGGCCCUGAGCUCCAUUUGCUGGCUCACAUCCCGAUCACAGCGGGCAUUGUGGAGCUGGGCCCAGAGAACUGGGUGGCUGGCCUGGAGCAAACCAUGCUCAUAGUGUUGGUUCUGGGUCGCUGGCUGAUGCCCAAGGGAGACAUGUCCCGGGACCAGCUAUCGCAGCUUCUCAUGGUCUACGUGGGACUGGGCGCCGACAUCCUGGACAUCUUCGACACCUUCAAGGAACCCGAAGUCAAAACUAACCAGGCGGUUGUCAUCAUCGGCCUGGCCCUCUUCUCGUGGGCACUCAUGCAGUUUCCCUUGGUACUUACUCAGACACGACCCCAAAAGGGUGAGUCUCCUCAGAGGAGCAUGGGUGGUCUCUUUUGCUGCCCUGAAGCUCCACCAUCGUUCGCCUCCUGUUGCUCCAGUGAGGUGUGGAGCUUGCUGCUCACAGUGGGACUCCAAGACGGCCCAUUCCUGAUUUACCGGCUCUACCUCAUGGUUCAAGAGCAGGUACUCAACCAGCUCAUGAUCUUCUUCACCUGCAAGAACAUCCUCAUUGUCCUGUUGGAGCUUUACCGAAUCUUUGUGGUUCAGUGUGAGCAGCAGGUAGGGGAAUGUGGUUUGGAGAAGUGUGCUGCUCUGGAGCUCUGGUGUCGAACCCAGAGGGGUGGGGAGGUGGAGGAACAGGAGAAACAGGAGGACACAGGGAGAGAGGAGUGGUGUGGUGAGGAGAGCUGUCAUACAGACACAGUGAGGGGGACUGAAAUGGAGCGAGAUCAGAGAGGUGUCCAGGUAUAG